Messenger RNA from Gracilinanus agilis (Agile Gracile Mouse Opossum), 1187 nucleotides. It is a transcript of the gene ARMC7, whose product is annotated as armadillo repeat containing 7. Gene Ontology annotation, molecular function: protein binding. The coding region runs from base 109 to 681 and encodes 190 amino acids. The transcript has 4 exons. NCBI's taxonomy places the organism in Eukaryota, Metazoa, Chordata, Mammalia, Didelphimorphia, Didelphidae. The record is from RefSeq and is a predicted model, not a curated record.
CGGGAUCGGAGCCACCUUCCGCCCCUGAGGAGCGGAAGAGCUGACCUGUGUAGACAGUCUGCCUGUCCAGCAAAUAUCUUUUAAUGUGUUCCCCAAAAUACUCUACCUAUGGACCCCAAACCUCAUGUGGUGCCAGAGGGAGGACGGCUAGAAUACUUGCAGGCACUGGUCAGCGAGUUCCAGGAGACAGCAAGCCAAGAAGCCAAAGAGCAGGUCCUGGCCAAUCUAGCAAACUUUGCCUAUGACCCCAAUAACUACCAGUAUCUCCGGGAGCUACAGGUGUUGGACUUAUUCCUUGAUGUACUGAGUGAAGACAGCGAUACAUUAGUGGAAUUUGCCAUCGGUGGCCUUUGCAACCUGUGCCUGGAUAAAGUCAACAAAGAAUAUAUUCUACAGGUGGGAGGCAUCAAACCCAUCAUCAAUUGCCUUUCCAGCUCUAAUGAGGAGACAGUCAUGUCAGCAGUCACAACACUCAUGUUCCUGAGCACAUCCCAGUCCAUCCAGGAGCUCACAGCACUGCCCGUGGUGGAGUGCAUGCUCCGUUUCUCCCUCUCUGCAAAUAAGAGACUCAGCAAUCUGGCUACCAUCUUCCUGGAAGACUACUGCUCUCCUGACCAAGUGGAGGAGGCCCGGAAUUUGAGUGCACACACUGCUGUGGGCAUCCCACUCCCCAAAGACUGAUUGAUACUGUGCCAAGGUGGGUGGUGUCUACCCUUGGGACCCCUGUGGUGUCAAGUAGGCCCCAAUUAGGUGGUGGAAAGGCUUAUUAGUAGGAUAACAUAAGUGAGAGAAGCUGAGCCUGAGAAAAGACUGAGCUGGGCUAGACGGGGAAAAAGGAUGGCGGGACUUUACAAGAGAAAAGUGUCCCAUCAAACAAUAAAGAAGCUUUGGGGGUAGGAAGGAAACCCUGGAAUAAGAUGAAUCUUAAGACCAACAAAGUAUGGUACUACCAACCCCACCACUGUCUGGCAACAGAUAGUGGCCAAGGUUUUUGUACCUUUUGGACUGGGGGAUUUGGCUAGUAAUAUGUAAAGAAGGCUGUGAACCACCUUUUACAUGUAAUAAUAAGACCAUUAUCUGGAAUGGAUUGCCAUAUAUUUGCAUAACUGUUACCUGUACCGGUUUGUGGUGAGAGUUGAAGCCAUAGGUGGCUGGAUAUUUCUGCCUCUCCUUUAAAUAAAAAUUUC